CUGUUCAACUCCCCCAAACCCGCGCGCCUGUGCGCCUCUUCCUCCGCCUGUAAACCAGUCCAGCUCUCCGCCUCUCUGACAGAUACAGGCUUGAUGACCCACGCUUAGUUAAGAUCGUUAAAACUAAGACCAAGUCACGCCGAACAAAAAAUAUAUUUAAUUUAAAGCCCAAAUAACAAACACAAAACACAAGGUAAAUACGGGCGCAGGAGCUGUGGAAAUAUUGCAGCCAAAUUAAGGUCCGUGUGUGGAAGUCUCUGUCUCUCUGCAAUGUUCUCCUGCCGCUCUCGCCUGCUUCUGCUGCUCAGUAUCUGCAGCCUGACUGCUCCCUCACUGGCUCUGCCCUUUGAGCAGAGAGGAUUCUGGGACUUUGCUUUGGAUGGAGAAGUGGGAGAUGGGACAACGGUGAUGAUGAGAGAUGAAGAGGGUUCAGCUGUAGAGGAGCUGCCACCAGAUGUGUUCUCAUGCCCCUUUGGUUGCCAUUGUCAGCUCAAUGUGGUGCAGUGCUCAGACCUAAGUUUGACUGCAGUGCCCAAGGAAAUUCCCAGAGACACCAAACUCCUGGACCUACAGAACAACCGCAUCACAGAACUGAAGGAGAAUGACUUCAAAGGACUCACAGACCUCUAUGCUCUGUCACUGGUCAACAACAAGAUCUCCAAUGUCCACCCGCGAGCCUUCGCACCCCUCCUACGCUUAAAAAAGCUUUAUUUUUCCCGUAACCUCCUGACAGUGAUGCCCAAGAACCUUCCCCCAUCCCUGAUGGAGCUGCGCAUUCAUGACAACCAUAUUAAGAAGGUUGCAGAAGGAACGUUCUCUGGUCUGGGCAGCAUGAACUGCAUUGAGAUGGGCGGAAACCCUAUUCAGAACAGCGGCUUUGAGCCUGGCGCUUUUAAAGGCCUGAAACUCAACUACCUGCGCAUCUCUGAGUCCAAACUCACUGGAAUACCAAAAGACCUUCCUGGCAGUCUUCAUGAGCUCCACUUGGACAAUAACCAGAUCCAAGCUAUCGAACUGGAGGACCUGAGCCGCUAUAAACACCUGUACAGAUUGGGCCUGGGUUUCAACCACAUCCGGAUGAUUGAGAACGGCAGCCUAUCAUAUGUACCUAAUCUCAGGGAGCUGCAUCUGGAAAACAACCGGCUGAACCGCAUCCCCAUGGGUCUGCCAGACAUGAAGUACCUGCAGGUGGUCUACCUUCAUUCCAACAACAUAAGUCGAGUGGAUGUUAAUGACUUCUGCCCUCGAGGUUUCGGCAUGAAGAGGAGCUUCUAUAAUGGCAUUAGCCUCUAUGGCAACCCGGUUAACUACUGGGAGGUGCAGCCCGCCACCUUUCGCUGCGUUGGUGACCGAUUGGCCAUUCAUUUCGGAAACUAUAAGAAAUAGAGAAUGGAUGAAAAGAGAGAUUUGUGGACAAAUACCAAUGCUGGAAUUGAAACAGAACAGAAAAACUCGGAGAGAGUGGGCCAAAAUGGUGUUAACAAACAAUGUUUGCAAAUCAUUCUUACUAUGUAUCUUUGGAUGUAUUUGUUAAUGAUGUCGAAAGUUCACACCAAUGAUGCCAACAAUAAUGAUAAAGAUAUCGUUUUAAAAAUUAAAUGAAAUUUAAAUAAUAAAAUUGAAAAAAAUAGUACAAUCCAAACCACAGCUGUAACGGAUUGAUGACAGUUAAUCAAAAUCAACAUUAUAAAGAGAUUAAGCGUUUAAAGGGGCAGACAACGAAACUGCAGAAUGCUUUUAAAGGAACACUCCACUUUAAAAAAAAAAAAAGGCACAUUUUUUAAACAGUUGAGUAGAGUGAUAUUACACAACACCUGAAAAUAAUCCCCAGCAACUCUGCAACUACAAAAACUAGCUGGGCACUAUUUUCAGGUGCUGUGUAAUAUCACUGUGCCUGCUGCACCAAUGUUAAGCCAGCAAAGUCCCUUGAUUAUUAUGCCGGAAUGAGAGUAUAGUUCCUAUCCAUAUCAGCCUAGAAAAAUUUUCAGUCGAUCUUAGUACACGAUGUAACUGGAGAAGAGAUAAGUUUUGAAUAGGAACAAUUCAGAAACUCUUUGGUCAUUUUUUUGGCGAGAUGCUAAUGGUUUUAUCAGAAUUAAUGAUCAAUGCUAAGCUAAGCUAAAAGUGCUACUGUAAGACCCGGAGAUCGGCUGAAUGGAUCCAAAAACAGUAAAACUCAACUGUUUAACUCACCCAGAGUUGGAAAAUGAGCAUAUUUUCAAAAAAAGUGUAGUGUUCCUUUAAUAAACAGAACAUUAUUGUCUGUCAGUGUGGAUGCUUAUAUAGUUAUUGUUAUCUUUAUAGUGAUCAUAUAGUUGAUAUGAACAGACCUGAAAGAGAAAAGAAGGGAGCAAUAAAAAUAAGUAAUAAAAAAUUCAAAAAUAAAUUUGUGGAAUUUGAUCUCUUACAAUUGGCUCUAUUUAUAAAACCAUAAUAAUGGUCAUCGUUUUGUAAGUGUUUUACAGUAAAUUCUUACCAUUAUCAGUUCACUUUUUAAGGGCUCUGUUUGCUUGACACUUUUAUAAUAGUAUUAUUGAUAUGUACUUUUAUAUUGUUAUUAUUUUAUAUUAGUUUAUGUUUUAUUAUUAAUAGUGAAGUUUGGAUUGGAUGUUGAAAAUGGGAAGGUUGAAUUUAGAUGUUAAAUUCAUGGUGCUUAUAAUAAGUGUAUCUGUGUUGUUUGUAAAAAUGUUUGCUUUCUUUUUUCACCUUUUUCGCCUUGCGUCCUUCAGGGGUCUUGUUGUUGUUUAGGGCAAUGGAGGAACCUUACACAGACACAGUAUAAUUAUGUUGUCGAGUUUCAGUAAGCCAAAUGCCUCAUGUUCUUACCCAGCACUUUUGGGAUUGAGGCUGAUUCAGAAAAGGAUUGUAAUGUUAUGUUGUUUUGCACAGUUUCUCUAUGAAUUCCAAAUCUCUUCUUUGUACCGUGUUGUUUUUCUCAUGUUUUCUUUGGCAGUGACUCUGCAUGCAUUUAGUCUACACUCUACUGCAUGUUUCAAUAAAAUAUCUUUCAGCUUGACUUCAGGAGCAGAAGUGACGUACCAUCAUGGUUUGAAAGCUGUGACUAAUACAACUUGAGUUAACACGAGUUUGAUGAGUUUAGUGAACAUUUCCAGUGCUCUUCUUGUUAAACAAGAAUGGGUCCUCCUUUCUCAAUAAAGCCAAAUAUUGAUUGAUUGCAUUA
Molecule: messenger RNA, 3181 nt
Organism: Carassius auratus (goldfish)
Lineage: Eukaryota; Metazoa; Chordata; Actinopteri; Cypriniformes; Cyprinidae
Product: biglycan-like
Exons: 8
Coding region: 271-1386 (371 amino acids)
Molecular function (GO): protein binding
Source: RefSeq, a predicted model, not a curated record